AUGCCCGGCUUUCUUGAACCCGGUGGCACGGGGACCAAGCUAGGCAACUUUUUCAUCAUUUUUUCGGGGGUCUGCGCGAUAGUGGCCGCCCUGUUGUCCGUGGUUUCGAUAUGGUUCCAACUGAAAAAUUAUCGAAAGCCAUUGCUUCAACGAUAUGUUGUGCGGAUUUUGUUGAUGGUCCCGAUUUAUGCCAUAACCUCAUGGCUUAGUUUGAAGUCGUCGGCGGCUGCCUUCUUCCUUGACCCGAUUCGAGAUAUAUAUGAGGCAUUCACUAUCUAUACCUUCUUCCAACUGCUCAUUAACUUCCUCGGUGGCGAACGAGCCCUUAUAAUCCUUACUCACGGUCGAGCCCCAAUUCCACACCUAUGGCCUCUCAACCUAUGCCUUCCCAAAGUCGAUAUCAGCGACCCACACUCCUUCCUAAACAUCAAGCGUGGGAUCCUUCAAUACACAUGGCUAAAGCCAGUACUCGCCCUCUCAACUAUCAUCAUGAAAGCUACCGAUACCUAUCAGGAAGGAUACAUUGGGCUUAAUAGCGGGUACUUCUGGAGUGGGAUUAUCUACAAUCUUUCCGUGACAAUAAGUUUAUACAGCCUGGGUAUGUUUUGGGCAUGUAUGCAUCAGGACUUAAGGCCAUUUAGGCCGGUACCAAAGUUUCUGUGUAUCAAACUCAUCAUCUUUGCCUCGUACUGGCAAGGUUUCUUCCUUUCGAUAUUGGUGUGGCUUAAGUUCAUACCGGAUACACCGGAGUACACUCGUGACAAUCUUGCAGCUGCCAUUCAGGACUGCUUGAUCUGUUGCGAAAUGCCGGCUUUUGCUAUUGCGCAUUGGUACGCCUUUUCAUGGAAGGAUUAUGCGGACCCAACGAUUUCUGCGGCCCGUAUGCCAGUUCAGUAUGCAUUGCGUGAUGCCUAUGGUAUUCGAGAUUUGAUCUACGACACAAAGGUCACAUUCGGCGGGAAAGGGUAUGAAUACCGUAACUUUGACUCCGCAGAUGGAACUACAAUGGCACAUCCUGAGAGUGCUGCGAGAAUGGCAAGGAUUAUGGAAGGAAUGAGAUAUCAAGCCGGUGGCAAAGGAAAGUACUGGAUACCAAAGCCGGUACCCUCGAGUCGCUCGGCUUUGCUGGGAGGAGUUGGUUCUGCCGCCGGUAUUACUGACGAUCCAGCCAGAAGAGCAGCAGCUGGCGCUGGAAGGUCGUACGGCAGUGUGGCUACCGACAAUCUCGAGGAUGAGGACACUGACGAUGAAAUGGAAAAGAUAUACGAUGAUGCGAGAGGAAUGGAGUUUGGUGAUUAUAAUUACCCUGUCAUAACAGCAUACGAACCAUAUAGUGCGGAGCGUUUCCGGCAGAACUACCAAUCUCGCUAUCUUGUUACAACAGCCACAAACCAAGCCCUCCUUCAACCCGAGAACCGUAGCAAACUUCAAUCUCGAAGCAGGAGCAAGAGAUCAAAUGCUUCAAGCUCCCGUAGUCGUAAAGGGAAGGCCACGAUUUCGGAUGGUGACGAGCAAGAAUCACAAGGAUUGCUGUCUAAGGUUACUGACACUUUGCAUCGGAGUGAGUCAUCCUCGUCCCGCUUCUCGGACCGUUCCGGAGUUGUAGACCUUGUUGUCGAGGAUACACAGGCGGAGGAAAUCGAACGUGUCCGCGCCCGCAAGGAAGGCGGUCCUGGUUGGAACGAGGAAGAUCCCAAGAUCUUUGUUACCAAGUAUCCUCCAAAGGAUGAGGGACACGUUGAAAGAUCGGGUUUUGAAACAGAGCACAUACCCCCACCGAUUGAUACACGAGAACACGACACUAGUACCUCGAGACCUAGUGGUUCUAGAGCUACCUCCCAAGGGAACUUUGUUGUAGCUGAGGAAGACGAGGAAGAGGAAGAUACCCCAGUCGAUGACCGGAUGAGAUACGGGAGUCUGGCCAAUGACGACAAUCCUUGGGGCCGUUAG
This is a messenger RNA of Orbilia oligospora ATCC 24927, 1950 nucleotides long. RefSeq lists its product as uncharacterized. Gene Ontology annotation, biological process: transport. Gene Ontology annotation, molecular function: transporter activity. Bases 1 to 1950 code for a protein of 649 amino acids. The record is from RefSeq and is a predicted model, not a curated record. The transcript has 7 exons. Lineage: Eukaryota; Fungi; Ascomycota; Orbiliomycetes; Orbiliales; Orbiliaceae.